Molecule: messenger RNA, 6885 nt
Organism: Orussus abietinus
Lineage: Eukaryota; Metazoa; Arthropoda; Insecta; Hymenoptera; Orussidae
Gene: dally
Product: division abnormally delayed protein
Exons: 8
Coding region: 333-2261 (642 amino acids)
Biological process (GO): regulation of protein localization to membrane; cell migration; positive regulation of canonical Wnt signaling pathway
Cellular component (GO): plasma membrane; cell surface; extracellular region
Source: RefSeq, a predicted model, not a curated record
CUCGCCUGAGCUGCAUUGAGGAAAGGUCGAAGGAGGCGCGACGAAGUGUGCUCGCAGGCUUGUGCGCACGUGCGGGUGCACGUGUGUAUACGGGAGGUAGGUCGCGCGGGGAGAGUCGGAGCGGCCAGGAGGACUCCGACCGUCGAGCCACCUGGUGGUCGAGGUUGAGGUCGGCCCGCGAGGGCGUUGCGCCACCCGGCGACCGAGACCGCGAGGACCGAGGCUCCGGUCGAGAGCGUCGCAGGUGCGACCCGUCACUCGGGCACGGUAGAUGGUAGGCGGCGGACGCCCGCUCUAGCCUCCUAGAGCCCAGUCGGACUUCGGACCACGCGAUGACGGGGAAGCUGCGAGUCGGGGCGCGGGAUCGCUCGGCCGCUGCCCUCCUCGUCCUGGCCGCGCUCCUCUGGCCCGGCCGCGUCGGCGGCCUCUCCCCGAGGUCGAGGCGCCCCGAGUUCGCCGCCGGAAACGACACCCUCCCGAUCGAUUGCGACCGCCUCGGACCCGUCCUCCAGCCCGAUGACCUCCUGCAGACCCCGACCCAAGACCAGACUCCGGACCUCCGAAGAGGAGCCGACCCUGCCAAAUCUAUAUGCGGAGGGCCCUGUUGCAACCGAACGGUCGAGGAGCACUUUCGUCAUCGGGCCAAAGAGGACUUUCACAAUUCGAUCCAUCACCAUAGUAUGAGUCUGCGGGGCCUCCUGGUGACCACUGCCGACGCCCUAAGAGAAACGGUGACGACGUUGGUGAGGCAGUCCGAGAACAAGACGCUGACCCUCUUCGACCAGGUCUAUAGGAGCAUGGCGGUGUCGAGCAGGCCCUCGAUCAAAGCUCUCUACCAGGAGAUGAUCGAUUACGUCUCACCGAAGAACACCCCCGACGAUCUGCUGCAAGCGAUUACCCGGGACAUGCUCCAGCAGAGGUUCACCGAGUUCUUCACCAAGCUCUUCCCCAUUGCCUACCACAGGGCGGUUAACCCGCACCAGCAGGACUUCACCGACAAGUUCAAGACCUGCCUCUACGAGACGAUGGACGAGAUCCAGCCGUUCGGCGACAUCCCCGAGGGGAUCCUCAGGUCGGUCGGGAAGAGCCUCGAGGCCACCAGGGUCCUCAUCCAGGCUCUGACCCUUGGAAGCACGGUCCUUGACAAGACCGACGGAGUUCUCUUCUCCGGAGGCAGUGCUCAGCAGGAGGCUUGCUACGAUGCCCUCCUCAGGAUGACCUACUGCUCCAGGUGCUUGGGCACCGUCCCCACCGACGUCCGACCCUGUGCCGGGUUGUGCACCAACGUUAUGAGGGGUUGCCUGACGGGGGCGGCGUCGGAACUGGACCUGACGUGGUCCAGAUACGUGGAGACGGUGGAGCGGCUGGUGGUGGCCGUGGACGGGCGGAACGAUCCUCUGGGGCUGAACGCGGAGCGGGCCAUGAGGCAGCUCGACGUCCACAUCUCUGACGCCAUCAUGCACGCCAUGGAGACCGGCCCAGCGCUGGAGGAGAAGGUCCGAAAGGCAUGCGGCCGUUCGGAAUUGAAGCCCACCGUGGCCGCGACGACACCGGAAGCGGAAGGAGCGGACCGGAAGCCGGCCGCAGCGCACGUGCCGCAGCCGCUGUCCCCGCCGUCCGGGUCGCACAGACUCCCGACGCAACUCCACCUCCAGCUCGGCAACUUCCUGGCAAGCGUCAUCAGGUCGCGAUCUUUCUACGCCACCCUCGCCGACACGAUCUGCGAGGAUUAUCGAUACGGCAGCUGCUGGAACGGCGAACACAUCGGAGAGUAUACGAAGACCAUCGUCGACUUCAGCCCCUCGGCCCAGAGGUAUAAUCCGGAAUUCACCAUGGUUGUGUCAACCUCCUCGACGAUGGCUCCCUAUGGAAAUCCGAAUGCCAGCAAGCUAAUAGAUAAGCUAAGGCACAUUAUUUCGGUGAUGCAGUCGCAGUUGAUAAGCACGCCGGAUAGUGGAGCGCUGCUCGCCGACGAGGGUCAGGAUGGCUCUGGAAGUGGCAUGGGCUCAAGCCGACGUGGCGGAGAUGACUUUUUCUCGAGCGGCUCCGUCGUCGACGACGACGACGAGGAUGACGAUUAUGAUCGGCACCGAGAUCGAGGCAACGAAUACGAGGCCUCGGGCUCGGGGAUGGGCCCGUCCACGUCGGACGUUACGAUGGAGACACCGCCCGAGACGAAUACCACGAGCGCCGCGACGACCGCCGCCGCCUCGACGCUCCUCCUAAUCCUAGUCGGAACCGCGGGUUCCCUGGGCGCGUAACUUUGUUGGGAAAGUCGGCCUCGCCGGGUCUCGUGUAGGAGACCCGUGGGGUCGAGUGGACGGUGGACUAAUCCUUGGCGGAUUACGACGGCGAAGGGUGCGGAUCGGCGAAGCCGCGAGAUUGCGGCUUCUGCCCGUCUUCGAGGAAGGCGAGGUCGACCGAUCGCGACACUCCGUUGAUCCCAGCUCGAGCUCGCGCGUCCCGAGAGGGAAAUCGUCACGACCCUCUCUCACGACUCGGAAGAGACGCGAGUUUCGAGUUGUCAGCUCUCGAAGAUGCGUUUAAAGUCGAUCGCGCACAUCCGGUCGAUACGCGUAUCGUGUCCCCGCCGUGCUGGUCAGUACCCGAAUGCAAAGUACAUUAUCAAAACCAUGUAGUUCGUGCUCCAAAUUGUUAACGCAUUGAAUUUUCUACCCUACUCGGCGUGAUGAAAUUUGAAACCAAAGUGCUUUCAUACACCACAGCAAUAAUCGCGGACUGUUUAUUGACUCGUAUCGAAUGAAGUAGAUGUUUUGUCAAAUCAGACGGAACAUUGUGUACAUUGUUAAACGCAACGAAAUUCUGUGCCAUCGGUGUUGAUCCGAUUAGAUUCCCUAACGUACUUGGCGCGAUGAAAUUUGGACAUAAAAUUCUGUCGUUUCUCGAUUUUUCUUGGACGGAAGCACGGCAAUAAUCGCGGACUGUUUAUUGACUUGUGCCGAAUUAUAGCAGAUAGUUUUGUAAGAUCUGGCUAAACUCUGCGAGCUCCAUAGAGGCAUGUAAAUAUGGAACACGGCGAUGUCUCUGAUCAGCACGAGCAAGUGAUGGAAAUGCGCGAAUCGACUUUUAGCGCCUUCGAAAAUACGUAGUUAGUUUGCGAGUACGCCUUGCUCGACGCGACGAGAUUCGCGUUCCGAUGCCUGUCUCGCGUUCGCGCUGGACAAUGAAAUUACGGUCAGUCGACUGGAUCGACAAGGCUGAGUUUUAAGUUCUUAUCAAAUUCAAUUCGCGGAACCGUUCCUCCUGUUUCGUUUCCAUAAGUCACGGGUCGAUGAAAUCCGACUGGCCGUAAAAUCUUGACCGUGUCAGCGCGACCCUCGCGAUCGAGGACUCGCGGCCGAAGCUUUGCUUGGCGCAAUAUAAUAUUUAGGAAGACCGAGUGUCUAAUUUAAAAAGGAAUAGUUAAGGCCUAGCGUCGGACCCAGGCCGUGGGUGUCCUUUUGAGAAGAUUUUACGCAAACCUCGAAAAGAAUCUUCGCAGAGGUUUCAAUCCGUAAUCGACACAUCUUUCCAUAUACGCUGAGUUAUUUUAUUUAUACAUUAAGGGGACGCGAAAAUGGCAUUGAGGGGUCAACAAUUCAUGAAAUUUCUCUAAUCUAAAUGCCGAGUCUUUUCUUACCUUUCAACGUGAAUAUGGAGGCUAUAAGGAAGGUCCGGACACCCAUGAAAUUUUAUUUUUCUAACAAUUUCUAAACUGUCUAUAAACAAAUUUAAAAAGAAAAGGAAUUUCGUGGUUGUCAGGACUUUUUUUAUAGUCUCCAUGUUCAUGUUGCAAGGUUUGAAAUGGUUCGGUACAUCGGGUCGGGAGAAAAGUUUCAUAAACGAGACCUCUUCGCCGCCAUUUUCGCAUCACUUUCAAGAGACUAUCCAGUCCAAUUGUUUGUGAUAAAUUUAACGAAUUCGAUCCUUAACGAGAUUUGUUAUAACUAGAAGACCCGACUUCUACGCUUCGCGGUUGUGAUAAACCCCACUCGGUUCUAACGAUUUAAUUAGCGACUCUAUCGGAAGUGUUUACUGUUACCAGUUGAAAGCGUGCUGCAACCAUCCUUUCAGAGGAGAGUUUGCGUAAAGUAAUUUAAAACGGACAACGAGGUCCAGCUGUACCUCGCAGCACGCGGCCUCUUGUACAUAUAUAUACUACAUUCGACUCCGAAUCUCCGAGGUCAGUGCCUUUUCGUAUAUCUCUUGGCUGUACGGAGUAUUCGCGCUGAAAGCGUAUCCCUUCGAGUCUUAUUUUCACAGUUCUUGGUUUCGCGACUGCUUAAGCUCGGAAUGGGCAAGAGACAGCUUGUACGAUGACGAAGAGUCGAUUUUCGCAUCACUAUUCGUCCUAAAGCAGCCUCAGGUCCUACCGAGUAGCUUCGUCUAACUACAGCGACUAAGAGACGAGUCAAAUAAAUCCAUUUUGGAGUUCGUCCGGCAGCCUUUAAUUUUAACGACGAUGAUUUCACUGUACCAUAUUGGCGUUCUUCCUUGCCACGUUAGGUGCCCGAUGUAGCUGCAAUUGGAACGACUGCAUGCAUCCUCGCGACUACUAAAUUAAGACUUAUUUAUUCGUUCUUUUUCCUUUCCUUUUUUUUUUAUUUAGUGCAAUCGAGCGUGCGUUCUUCUUUCUUUUUUUUUACUCGCUGAGAUGAGCUUUUUCGUAUCUGUGUUAACCGAGUCCCUUUAUCCGUUUCUUAGCUGUAUCAUUGUCUAGGAGCGAGCCUACGGAUAGUGUCAUAUAAUGGAUCGAGGCAUGAGUUCCUGCGGUUCUUUCGUUCAGAUCUUUAAAUUAAAAAGAAAGUAAAAGCCCGCCCGAACUUACGCCUCGACUUAAAAGAUUCGAGGGCCGCUCGCAGCGAAGUCAUAGACUGAAGCGUUUCGUCGAACUCUCCGAACUCUCUCGUUUCCUCGGUCCAUGUAAAAGUGAGACGUCCUGCAUUUGUAUCCGCCUCCGGUUCGUUUUUACCCGAAGAGGCUCCAGAUUACGAGUCCUUGCGAUCGCUGCUCGAUCGUUGCUAGUUGCUCGAUCGUCGAUCGAGGGGCUGCUCACUCGGAAAUCGGUGGAAACGAUUGCCUUCGAUUUCAUACGAUAAACAAUGUAAUUCGGUAACAAGGUGUUAGACCUCAAAAUUGUGACAAUGUUUCGAUGAUUUGUAACGAUUCCCAGCUGAUUUCCGCGUGACUUCUCGCAUGAAAAUCCAUGAUUUCCUGAGUAACUGACUCCUCGUCGUCGACCGUCAAUCGUUACUCGUUACUCGAUCGCUGGGAGGCACAAAUUAUGAGUCUGGGUUAUUUACCGGAUUUCGCGUAAACGUUUCGAGGAGUCUUACCCCUUUUUUGCAGAUGUUUUUGGGACAGGAGCGACGCAAGGUUUCUACGUAUCGCACCUGCUGGUGCAAGUCUUAAUCCGGCCUAGUCCUGAGCGUACAGUUUCCUUCGUCAGCUCCCUAUUGUGCUUACAUGAUUCUAGGAUAUAAGAUAGGUGAUUACAAGCGCGACAAGAGAUUACUGUAGGAGACGGUAGAUCUACAAGUAAGGCCAAUCGAGGUGCGAUAUGUAAACCGAUACCGAGGUAGAUGUAAGUAGGUGAGGAGUAACGACGAGCACCGUAGUUCCAGCUCUUGCACACUUUACUUCGUUCCCUGUGUCAAGUCUGUUGGGUCCACUGCUGGACCGAGUAUUCUGAUCUGUAGUCAAACUAAGAUUAGAAACCAGGCGUUGAUAUUCGCAUCGCGAACGGAGUAUUGUAGGUUGCCGAAAGUUCUGUUCCGCUGCCCGCCGUUAUUGCUCAAUGAAAAAUCGGCCUGAGGCCACUGUAUCGUGCUGACGCCACUGCUUCUAACACGGGUACCAUGAAGAAAGCCUAAAAAAACCUCCACUAGACUGCUAGCCGACGCAAAAUUUCUGUGUAAAGAAGUAGCCUUAGCUGUAACCUGGAGUAAACUCACGUUUAAAUUAGGAAUUCGUCCUUGUGUUGCACAUACCGAGCAUACCGAGCACGCGUUUUCGUCGUUACCAGGGGAAACGAUACGCCAUUAGCCUCUCCCUUGUUUACCCGUAAAAAAUGCAUUUAAGUAGCAUAUUAACCGCAACAUUUGCAGGGUCUGUUUAAGGUGAGACUCGUUUUACGGAAUUUAAAAGGGCCGCCUUUCUUUUCAUUGCUUAGCUAGCGGUUUAGGUUGUAACGCAAAGAUCUGCGCCUAACGACAGAACUCUUGUCUCAUCAUUCCUCUAGAGGUGCCCUUUGUAGCAAGUGACUUGUAUGCACACCUUUGCCUGCAUUGUACACAUCGAGCCAAAUGUUUUGUUCGAAAUCAGAGGCGUUAAUGAUAACGACGGUUGUUGGGGGCUAAAGUACGAUGUUCGCGAUUAUUCGUUUGUGCCAAAAAUGUUUUCAAGCUUCCAUGACUAACGACUGCAGUAUUAUUUCUUUUCUUUUUUCCUUUGUGUCGGCGAAAUUCGAGGAUUUCUUAUGUAACGUUGUGUAGGAAGCUUUUCUUUAUCUAAAACGUUGAGAUUGGAGGUAAAUGACGUUGCUCAAAAAAGUUGACUUUUCCAAAGAUAAGCCCGUCGCUCGUAUUGGGUACACAAGGAGUGUUUUUGCGAACCAAUUAUUUAUUGUCUGUAAUGUCGUUGCUAACUCGACGGUGGGGUGGGGGGUUGGGGGUGGAAAAAGUGCGAUAUUUUCUCUUCUUUUCUCGCCCUGGAAUAUCUAGAACAUGGCAGAUGUUCGCGAUACAGUUCCAUUAACUGUAAAAUUGUACCGUGACGGUAUACCGUGCGGUUGUAAGCUAAGUGAUACCUGCGCUGAGCGUCAACGAUCUUAAAUGCAACCAGUGCAUCUUGUGAUGCGCAAAUAAAAUAUUCAACUAACGAAAA